AUGGCUCCCUCGGGCCUAGCAAUCCUCAUGGGCGCCGGCCCGACGACAGCCUCCGGCAUAGCACGCAUUCUGGCACAUCCAUCCCACGGCAACCUUGCUGUCGCUCUGCUCUCACGCAGCGCCGACGCCGGCCUGGCUGAGCGUCUCUCACGCGAGUCGCAAGGGGGCACGCUCCGUGCCUUCAAAACCGACACCACUGAAUCCAGCCUCACAUCCGUCUUUGAGGAGAUCAAAUCAUGGGCCAAAUCCCACCAGCAACAGCUCCCACUCAAACUAGCAAUCUGGAACAUCAAGCACUCGCACAAAGUCCCCUUUGAGGACGAGUCACCCGCCAAAUUCGGCGACAGCCUGCAAACGUACGUCACUGGGGCCAUGGUCUUCAGCCAGCUCUCCCUGAAGUGGAUGUUAGCCCAAAACCCCAACGACACCACAACAAACUCCUCAAGCGGCAGCGACGGCGGCGAAUUCAUGAUCAAAAAGGGCACCAUCAUUUUUACGGGUACAUUGGGCGCGCUACGCACGAAUGCGGGCUACGCAGCAUACGGCGCCGGACGAUCUGGGGUACGAAUGCUUGCACAGAGUCUGGCGCGCGAGUACAGUGCCAAGGGCGUGCAUGUAGUGCACGCCAUCGCCAACGGAAGCAUUGUCGACGUCGACACCACGGCCGAGGAUGCUGAUGUCAAAGAGAAGUUGGCCAAGGUCAAUCUAGGCGAAAAGAUCCGAGCAGAGAGUGUCGGCAAAUUGUAUCUCCAGUGCAUGAAUCAACCGUGCGAUUUGUGGAUUCAUGAAUUUGACAUGAGGCCUGCGAAAGAAAAGUUUUGA
Messenger RNA from Exophiala viscosa, 822 nucleotides. RefSeq lists its product as uncharacterized. The coding region runs from base 1 to 822 and encodes 273 amino acids. The record is from RefSeq and is a predicted model, not a curated record. NCBI's taxonomy places the organism in Eukaryota, Fungi, Ascomycota, Eurotiomycetes, Chaetothyriales, Herpotrichiellaceae. The transcript has a single exon.